GCUUGGCAGUCGAGGUGGGAAAUUAAAACUCAAGAUCAGUGCUAUAACACGAUCAUUUAAGAUUUAUGUAGUUGCAGUCGUUGAAAGAUAACCAAGUCGUCCGGUGGCACGUUACAGUACGGUUCGACCGAUCGCAUUGUUCGGAUAGUGCAAAUUUAGUUAUGCAAGUGCUCUUGGCGUUAUGAUUCAGCGAUUCUUAAUAAUUGUGUCCGUUACUUCCUAUGUGAUUUUGAAUUUUGAUGUGAUUUUGGGCGCGACAACCUAUAAUGGCGAAGUCGGUGUUGAUCUUAUCAGUCAGAUCCUUGCAUCAUCGGGUUAUACCCAUGAGCGACAUGAAGUAGUGACUAGUGAUGGUUAUAUUAUAACAGUGCAUCGAAUCCCUCCGAAGAAUACGACAUUUAAUGCAGAACCUGCUGUGCUAAUGCAUGGCAUCAUUGGAUCAGGAGCGGAUUUUAUCCUUCCUGGACGAAAUCGCGGCCUGGGCAAUAUUCUGCAUGAUCAAGGAUAUGAUGUUUGGCUUCCUAGUUGUCGUGGCACAACAUGGUCGAAAAGGCAUCGGAAUUUAAGUGUGACUUCUCCAGAAUACUGGGAUUUUUCAUGGCAUGAAAUAGGAGUUUACGAUGUUGCAGCUAUCUUAGACUUUGUUACCAAUUACACAGGGGCUGAAAAAGUUCAUUACACGUCUCAUUCCCAAGGGAGUACGGUGUUGAUGGUUCUGCUAUCAGAGAGACCAGAAUAUAAUAGUAAAAUAGCAUCAGCAAACCUGUUAGCUCCUAUUGCCUUUCUAAAAAAUCUGAAUAGUCCGAUUCUGAGAUUUGUAUCUUCGAAAACGGACGAACUGGAGGUUCUGCUAAGCAACUUGGGAAUCUACGAAUUACUGGGAACUUCAGCAUUGAAUCAAAUCGUCGCCCGGUUGUUCUGCGAUUCAGGAUCUCCUUCACAGGAUUUGUGCAUAUUGUUAAUGUAUACAGUGGUUGGAUUUAGUGGUCACAAUAUUGACAGGGCUUUGUUACCAAAGAUUUACGAAACAACCCCCGCUGGAGUUUCUACAAAGCAAAUCAUACAUUUUGGCCAGCUUAUCCAGUCGGGUAAAUUUCAACAGUACGACUAUAGAUCAAGGCAAAAUAACUAUCGUUUGUACAAGAGGACAACACCUCCUGAAUAUAACCUGAAAAACGUUCAAGUUCCAAUUCAAAUGUUUUAUGGAGGACAGGACUUUCUUAUGUCUAGACAAGACGUAUUCCGAUUGCGAUCAGCUUUAAAACAUUUGCGAGUCAGUUUGGUGGAGAUUCCGGGAUUUAAUCAUAUUGAUUUAUUAUAUUCGAGCGAUGCGCCUAAGCUUAUCUAUAAAAAAGUGAUAUCUAAUAUGAGAAAAUUAAGUACAAAACAUUAGAAAUGUAUAUUUUUUCCAGUUUUAGGAAAUUACAGAAGGAUUUGUAUAUAUGUAUUAGAAGAAUUUUGUAAAUGAAUUAUAUUGCUACGAAAUUAGCUCUAAAGUGAUA
Molecule: messenger RNA, 1502 nt
Organism: Hermetia illucens (black soldier fly)
Lineage: Eukaryota; Metazoa; Arthropoda; Insecta; Diptera; Stratiomyidae
Product: lipase 3
Exons: 5
Coding region: 182-1393 (403 amino acids)
Biological process (GO): lipid metabolic process
Molecular function (GO): hydrolase activity, acting on ester bonds
Source: RefSeq, a predicted model, not a curated record